UUCAACAAAAAACUCUUCCUUCAAAUCAUCCUCAUUUGGCUGGUUCAUACAAUAACAUCGGUAAUAUGUACAACAAGAUGGGAGAGCAUACCAAAGCACUUUCAUUUCUCGAACAAGGACUUGAAAUCUUUAAAAAAUCUCUGCCUUCAAAUCAUCCUUUAUUGGCCACUUCAUACAACAACAUUGCCCGUGUGUUUGACAGCAUGACAGAAUACUCGAAAGCACUGUCAUUUCAUGAUAAAGCACUUGAAAUCUUUAAAAAAACUCUGACUUCAAAUCAUCCUGAUUUGGCUACUUCAUACAACAACAUCGGUUUGGUUUAUGACAGGAUGAGAGAAUAUUCGAAAGCACUUUCAUUUUACGAAAAAGCAUUUAUGAUUCGACAAAAAACUCUUCCUUCAAAUCAUCCUAAUUUGGCUGCUUCUUACAACAAUAUCGGUAAUGUCUAUGAUAGCAUGGGACAGUACUCGAAAGCACUUCCAUCUCACGAAAAAGCACUUGAAAUUCGACAAAAAACUCUUCCUUCAGAUCAUCCUGAUUUGGCUGCUUCAUACAACAACAUCGGUUGUGUGUAUGAUAGCAUAGGAGAGUAUUCGAAAGCGCUUUCAUACCACGAAAAAGCACUCAAUGUUCGACAAAACAGUUUUCCUUCUAAUCAUCCUGAUUUGGCUAAUUCAUACAACAACAUCGCUUUCGUGUAUGUCAAGAUGGGAGAAUACGAGAAAGCACUUUCAUAUUUAGAACGUGCUCUGGACAUCAGGCAACGUGCAUUACCUCUAACUCAUCCUGAUAUAAAGACUACGAAAGAGAGUAUUGAAAUUGUAAAAGAAGAGAUUAUAAAAAAUAAGUGA
This is a messenger RNA of Adineta steineri, 851 nucleotides long. The record is from the annotation of a GenBank genome assembly. NCBI's taxonomy places the organism in Eukaryota, Metazoa, Rotifera, Eurotatoria, Adinetida, Adinetidae.